ACACCGCUUGCAAGGACUGCAGUAACCCAAGCAACCACCGACGACAAUCAGUGACAACCAACGACGACAACGACAACGAUACUAGCAUACACUCCUUGAAAUACCACAUAAUUGCUCAGGUAGAAUCGUUCGAAUAAUAUGGCAACCAUUGCGUUCGACAUCGGGACCCGAUGUUGGUUCCCGGAUGAUAACGAGGGGUGGAUAAACGCCUCGGUAACAAACAGAUAUAUCGACGGCGAGAAGGUCACGUUGGAGUUCGCGCUGGAUAAUGGCGAGACGAAAACGGUCGAGACAACACUCGACCAACUCGACAAAGACUCGCCCGAGGAUCAUGGGUUACCGCCAUUGCGUAACCCGCCGAUUCUGGAAGCGACGGAAGAUUUGACGAAUUUGUCGUAUCUGAAUGAACCGGCUGUGUUGCAUACGAUUAAGACGAGGUAUUCGCAGUUGUCGAUUUAUACGUAUUCUGGGAUCGUGCUGAUUGCCGCGAACCCAUUUGCGCCCGUCUCGUUGUAUGGACAGGAAAUCGUGCAGAUGUAUGCCGGGCGGAGACGGGGCGAACUGGAACCGCAUUUGUUUGCGAUUGCGGAGGAUGCGUAUCGGUGUAUGCUCCGUGACGAGACGAAUCAAACGGUCGUGGUGAGUGGUGAGUCUGGUGCUGGAAAAACCGUGAGUGCAAAGUACAUCAUGAGGUAUUUCGCUACGGUCGAGGAUCCCGACAAACCUGCGACGGGCAAGAGGGUUGCGGGUGAGAUGUCGAGUACUGAGACUGCGAUAUUGGCGACGAAUCCGAUUAUGGAGGCGUUUGGGAAUGCGAAGACGACGAGGAAUGAUAAUUCUUCGCGGUUUGGGAAGUAUAUCGAGAUUAUGUUUGAUGAGGGGGCGGAUAUUGUCGGGGCGCGUAUCCGGACGUAUUUGUUGGAGCGGAGUAGGUUGGUGUUUCAGCCUGCUACCGAGAGGAAUUAUCACAUUUUUUACCAGUUGGUUGCGGGUGCGACGGAGAAGGAGAGGGAGGAGUGGAGUUUGAAAUCGGUUGAGGAGUUUGAGUAUUUGAAUCAGGGUGGGGAUCCGGUGAUUAGUGGUGUCGAUGACGCCGCGGAGUUCGUGGCUACCCGGGAAGCGCUUGUGACGAUUGGUGUCGAUGCCGAGGUGCAGCAUGAUAUUUUCAAGGUGUUGGCGGCUUUGUUGCAUCUUGGAAAUGUACAGAUUGGCGCGACGAGGACGGAUGCUGUGCUUGCGAGUACGGAGGAGAAUUUGGUUACGGCGUGUAAACUCUUGGGGGUUGAUGCUGCUGGGUUGGCAAAGUGGAUGGUCAAAAAGCAGAUUACGACCAGGAGCGAGAAGAUCCAGACCAACCUGAACCAGAAACAAGCCCUCGUCGUGCGUGACUCCGUCGCCAAGUACAUCUACGCCUCCCUCUUCGACUGGCUCGUCGCAAACAUCAACACCUCCCUCGCCUCCCCCGAAGUCAUCGGCAACGUCAAAAACUUCAUCGGUGUCCUCGAUAUCUACGGAUUCGAGCAUUUCGCGAAGAAUUCUUUUGAGCAGUUUUGCAUUAAUUAUGCGAAUGAGAAGUUGCAACAGGAGUUCAAUCAGCAUGUGUUCAAGUUGGAACAGGAGGAGUAUGUUAGGGAAGAAAUUCCGUGGACGUUCAUUGAUUACGCGGAUAAUCAGCCUUGUAUUGAUCUCAUUGAGGCAAAGUUGGGUAUUCUCUCCCUCCUUGAUGAGGAAUCGAGGCUUCCGGCUGGAUCGGACGAAGGUUGGGUUCGCAAGUUAUACGAUAACUUUGCGCCGCCCGGGAAUAAGGACAAAUAUGAGAAUGUCUUCCGCAAACCCAGGUUCGGGACGAGUGCGUUUACGGUGUGUCAUUAUGCGUUGGAUGUUGAGUAUGAGAGUGAAGGGUUCAUUGAGAAGAAUCGGGAUAGUGUGCCCGAGGAGACGUUGGAGGUGUUGAUGAAGAGUGAGAAUGUGUUUCUGGCUGAGGUGCUCAAGGCUGCUGCUGCGGCGAAGGAGGGGCCUGCUUCGUCGCCUGCGCCUGCUGCUGCUCCUGUCGAUCGGGCAGCUGAUGGGGCAGAGGUGGUGAAGCCGAAACUGGGACCGAUGAAGAGGGCUGGGGCGGGGAGUAAGAAGCCGACGCUUGGUGGGUUGUUUAAGAUGUCGUUGAUUGAUUUGAUGAAUACUAUCAACUCUACCAACGUACACUACAUCCGCUGUAUCAAACCCAAUGAGAAGAAGGCUGCUUGGGAGUUUGAGCCGCAGAUGGUGCUUAGCCAGCUUCGUGCUUGUGGUGUCCUCGAGACCAUCAGGAUCUCUUGUGCGGGGUUCCCGUCUCGGUGGACGUAUGAGGAGUUCUGUGCGCGGUAUUAUAUGUUGGUGAAGAGUGAUGAGUGGCAGCCUGAGCAGCCCCGGUCAUUCUCGGAGAAGAUUCUGAAGGCGACGAUUCAGGAAGAGGAGAAGUUCCAGCUCGGACUUACCAAGAUCUUUUUCCGCGCGGGGUUGUUGGCGUUUAUGGAGAAACUCCGAAGCGACCGUCUCAAUGCCGCCGCGACGUUCAUUCAGAAGAAUAUGUUGAGGAAUAUGCAGCGGAAGAAGUAUUUGAGAAUCAGGAAGAGUGUGUUGAAGGCGCAGGCUCUGUUUAGGGGAUAUGCGGUUAGGAAGCGGGUACAGGAGAUGAAGGAGGAGAAGGCUGCUGUCACGAUUCAGAAGGUCUGGAGGGGACAGAGCGAGAGGAAGAGGUAUGUUAAGACCCGCGAGGGGGUUGUUAAGGUACAGGCUCUGUUCAAGGGGUACCUUGUCCGCAAGAAGGCGAGUGGUGCGAAGAAGGAUCUUGCGGCUACGAGGAUCCAGACUGCGUGGAGGGGUAGCAAAGCCAGGGGUGAGUACAAGGAGACCCGUAGGAAGGUUGUUCACCUCCAGUCUUGCUGGCGCCGGAAGAUGGCGAGGGAUGAGUUGCAGAAACUCAAGGUCGAGGCCAAGAGCGUGAGUCACUUCAAGGAAGUCUCAUAUCGUCUCGAGAACAAGGUCGUUGAGUUGCAGCAGAACCUCAUGGAGAAGACGCAGAACAACAAGGACCUCAAGGCUCAGCUCGCGCAGCUUGAGGCGCAGAUUAGUGGCUGGCAGGAGAAGCACGCUUCCAUUGUUGCCGAGAACGAGACGCUCAAGACUGAGGCUGGCCGCGCGACGGAGGCGUUGGCGAAGGCUGCUGCGUUGGAGAAGGAGAUGCAGACGCUUCAGGCGCAGUUGGAUGAGUCUCAUGCUAACCUCGACCGUAUCGAGCAGGAAAGCAAGGAGUUGAAGCAGAGUCUUGAUAUGAAGGCUGCUGAGCUCGAGGCUUCUAUUUCUGCAUCCCAGGAGGAGGAGGGGACCAGGGAUGGUCUCUUGCAGGAGGUUGAGAGCUUGAAGAAGGAGGUCAGUCGGUUGUCUGCCCUCGACUCUCUCAACGGCAAGGCUUCCGUGGGACAGAGUCCGCCUAGAGGCGAGAGUCCUAUGGUUAAGAUGCGUGCGGCUCGUGGUGCGAAGAGGCAUAGUUACAUGCCCCUUGGUACUGGCGAGGAUGGUCUUAACGGUGACUUGUCGAGGUUUGGGUCUCAGGCGGCGUAUGCUGCUCGUCCUGCCUCUGUCGCUAUCACCAACCAGGGUCAGCUUCAGCAGCUCCGUGCUAACUUGGAGUUCCCCGCCAUCGAGGAAGAUGUCAACGACGAGAUCAUGCGUAUCUUGGAAGAGGAUGAUAUGGUGAACGAGGAGGUCAUGCUCGGUCUGAUCCAGAGUUUGAAGAUUCCUCAGCCUAGCUUGCAGACGCCGCCGAGCGAGAGGGAAAUCCUCUUCCCGGCUCACCUUAUUAACCUCGUUACCUCCGAGAUGUGGAAGUAUGGGUUCAUCAAGGAGUCUGAGCGGUUCCUUGCGAAUGUCAUGCAGACUGUGCAGGAGCAGGUGAUGACUCACGAGCUUGAAGAUGCUAUUAUUCCUGGUGCGUUCUGGUUGUCCAAUGUUCACGAGAUGUUGUCCUUUGUGGUCGCGACCGAGAGAGAUAUUCUUCAUGGUGGUGCGAGCGCGGAUUUGGAGACGUACGUGCCCAGUUGGUUGCAGGUGGAUAACCUUAGAAGGUUGGCGGAGUUGGCUGGAAGGGAGGGUGUCGCCAGUGCUUGAGCUUGAGUGCUUAGAAUUAGAUGAGAUGAGUGA
Saitoella complicata NRRL Y-17804 is the source of this 4179-nucleotide messenger RNA. RefSeq lists its product as uncharacterized. The transcript has 3 exons. The record is from RefSeq and is a predicted model, not a curated record. Gene Ontology annotation, cellular component: myosin complex; cytoplasm; vesicle. NCBI's taxonomy places the organism in Eukaryota, Fungi, Ascomycota, Saitoellomycetes, Saitoellales, Saitoellaceae. Bases 139 to 4146 code for a protein of 1335 amino acids. Gene Ontology annotation, molecular function: microfilament motor activity; actin filament binding; ATP binding. Gene Ontology annotation, biological process: vesicle transport along actin filament; actin filament organization.